GCAUGGCGGGAGAUAUAGUCGGCCGAGGAAGUCCCUCCUCCCCCGGAAGCCGGGCAGCGCCGGCGUUUACCGCCUUUCCGGAAGCGCGGGAGUCUUGGUCUCUAUUACCUUCGCUUAGGUAGUUGUACCGUAGUACCUUUAGGUUCUUCAUUUCCCUGAGACUUUACGGCCGUUUGAGGUGAAAUGGCUCCGGGAGAGAGAGGAACAAACGGUGGCAAUGGAGGGGCCGCCACUACCUCAGGCUGCCCGUAGGGAGGGAGCAUGAGGGGCCUCUGAGUCGUUUGGGCCUGCCCUUAGUUCCUUUGCAGUAAUACUGCCUACCGCGAAGAUGAGCUCGGUCUGGGUCACCUCUUUCGAGAAGGAGCAUCUUUGGAUGUAUCUGCAGGCGCUCGGCUUUGAGCCAGGCCCGGCCACCAUUGCCUGCGGAAAGAUCGUGUCUCACACGCACCUCGGAGUGAACAUGUUUGACAAGCUGAAUCGUGAUGCCUUUCAAAUCGUUUCUUAUUUUUUGUUCCAAACGCUGGACCAGUCUCUCACCAAAGAAGUUUUCAAGCUUUGUUGGCCUCCGUUUGACCAAAAAAGUGACACUGAAUUCCGGAAACAUUGCUGUGAAUGGUUAAAAAAGAUUUCUGCUGAAUGUGGAAGUGGCUUUCCUCAAGUUGUUGGUUCACUAUUUCUUUCUCCUGGUGGUCCUAAAUUUAUUCAUCUGAUGUAUCAUUUUGCAAGAUUUGUUGCAAUAAAAUAUAUAAAAACCCAUUCUAGAAAUUCAUCUAUACAUUUUACAGAGACAUUUAAUGUAAAGCCACAAGAUAUGCAUAAAUGCAUUGCCAGAUGCCAUAUAGCACGCAAUAGAUUUUUACAUAUUUUGCAAAGAGAAGAUUGUGUUAUCCGAGAGUAUCAGGAAAAUGCACAAUUGUCAGUUAAACAAGUACGAAAUUUGAGAUCAGAGUGUAUGGGACAGGAAAACCAAAUAAAAAAAAUGGAACCCUAUGAUGACCAAAGUAAUAUACAAGAGAAAAUCCAAAAGGUGCGGUCAUUGUGGGCCUCAGUGAAUGAAACACUCACGUUUUUGGAAAAAGAAAGAGAAGUUGUUAAUGCAGUCCUUAGUCUUGUUAACCAGUAUACUUUAGAUGGAACUAAUGUCGCUAUCGAUAUUCCAAGGCUCUUACUUGACAAAAUUGAGAAACAAAUGGGUCAGUUGCACAUAGGAAAUGUUUAUGAGGCUGGAAAAUUGAACCUGUUAACAGUUAUUCAAUUAUUAAAUGAAGUUUUGAAAGUAGUGAAAUACGAACGUCAUCAGGCUGACCCAGCAAGACUGACAAUAGACCUUCAAUUCCUUGAAAAAGAGACCAAACUUCAGAGAGAAAGAUUAUCAGAUCUGAAUCGUAUGAGGUGUAAAGUAAAAGAAGAUCUCACAACUAUAAAACAUUCUGUUGCUGAAAGGCAAGGAGAAUGGCAUAAAAAGUGGAAAGAAUUUCUUGGUCUGUCUCCUUUCAGUCUAGUUAAAGGUUCGACUCCAGCUGUGGAUCUUUUACCACCAAUGUCUCCCCUUUCAUUUGAUCCUGCCUCGGAAGAAGUGUAUGCUAGGAGUAUUCUUUUGCGGUAUCCUGCUUCACUUCCAGAUAUACCUAAGCAACAUAACCAAGAAAAUGAUUACAGGAGAGCCAGUGAUAUACCAGCAACUGUACAUGAUCUAACCAACAGACCUGCUUCUUUCCUGUUGCAGCCAGUUUCAUCAUCGGGUAGAAACAGUGUUAGACUGCUUGAAAAGGACAUGAAGAUAAGAACUCCUAGAGAAGGAAAUGAAACACCUCCUAAGGAAACACCAAAAUUUGAAAUGGAAGGCUCUUCAUCAUCAAAUACUGCAAGAAAUACAGAGAAUACUGCAUUUGCAGGGUCUCUGCCAGUUAAAAAUAGUGAUCCAUUCCAAAAAGAGCAGGAUCAUAUGGUAGAAGAGGUUGCAAGGGCAGUUUUAUCUGACUCACCACAGCCCUCUAAAGGAAAAGAACUAAAAUUACAGGAACUAAUUGAUACUCUAGUUUCUAACCCAUUCUUAACAAGGAACCAAAUUCCCCGAACGCCAGAAAAUUUGAUAAGCGAAAUUAGGAGCUCAUGGAGAAAAGCUGUGGAAAUGGAAGGUAACAGAAGUACAGAACUAAUACAGAUGGAUACCGAAGAUAGAGAAAUAUCACCAGAAUCCUUACCUGUGUUGCAUAAUCAAAGAGAAUUUAGCAGGACCAGUUUUCUCUCAGCAACCUCUGUAUCCGAUUCUAGCCAUUUCCAUUUGCCUGAAGAGAAAGUUGUUUCCGAUUGUCUCAAGUGUGUGCCUCAGAAACAUGCGGGGACCAGUCACAUUGGUGGACUGUCAACACAACAUCAGUCAGAUGUGUUAAACAAGAAAAUAAUGGACAAGCAAGGUUUGGAAUGUGCAGCGUUACAGAGCAAGCUUUUAGAAACUAGCCAAACAGAGACAUUCUCCCCUGCUGUAGGUAAUAGGAGAGUUGUGAUGGGCAGCAGUGAAGAGGAACAUGUUAAAAUAGCAGACCACUCAAAAGCUUCUUACAAAGAACCUUUCGUGCAUAAAAGUAUGUUAUGGGACUCUUUUCAAGUAUCAAGUGGAAUUAGUUCCACAAGUUUAAAGGAUAUUGAUUUUGGCAUAUUACAUGAAACUCUUCCAGAAGAAGUUGGUCACUUAAGUCUUAAUAGCUCCAGUAGUACAGAGGCCAAUUUUAAACUGGAACCAGAUAGUCCUGUGCACAGUGGCAUUUUUCCCGAGGAUGUUGUGGGAGAAAGACCGACUACUCCAGAAUCAGACUUUAAUUUACAGGCUAUUUGCCGUAGAUAUGAAGCUCUGAAAAAAUCUCUGUCCAAGAAAAGAGAAGAAACUGACUUUUCCAAUCCUGAAACACUUGAAAGACACAAACCAGAAUUGAGCCCUACUCCCAGAAACAUGCAAACAGAUGAUAUGCUUGACUUUUUGAACAGUCAUGAUUUGCACACUGACUAUACAAAACCGUCUUUACGCAUGUCCCUUGGUGAAAGGAAACAGUCUCUUUCACCACUAAUUAAGUUUUCUCCAGUGGAACAAAGAUUGAGAACCACAGUACCAUGUAGUUUUGGAGAACUUCUACCUAACUUAAAAGAAGAAGAAGUCUUGAAUAAGAGCCUUGAUGAAACAAAUCUCCAUCAGACUUGAAAAGAUGAAAGCAGAAGCCCAGUUAAUUCAACUAUGACAUACAUUUCAAGCAGUGUCACAGGAUCAAAACUGGUUUAUAAUUUAAAUACACAUUGGAAGUGUAACUCUUCUUUCAAGGCCUGAAAAUCCUAAAUAAUGCCUUUUAGCAAACAUUAGUUUUUAGGUAAAGAGAUCUUUGGAUUUUCUCUUUGUAUGGAUAUGGGGUUUAAAUGUGAAGUAUUUGUGAAGGGAAGCAGACCUCAAGUUAUAUGAAACCAUUUUGAUUCCUUGAAUAAUUUGUAAGCGUUAAGUAAAUAGCAAAUAGUAGUUUAAUUUAUUAUGUUAUAAUUUCAGUUGAUUAACAUAAACAUGAGUGGUUUUUGAUAUACUUGUAUUAAGUGGUUAACAUAAUAGCCAUUGAAUAUACUGACCUUUCAUUUUAGGGAAAUAGAGAGCUUUUAUUGUUUCUUUAUGGAACAUUAUAGUACUAACCAAAAAAAGUGAGAAAAGUAGUGCCUUGGGAUGUGUAGUCAAGGUGAGGAAAAUUUAAGUUUGGGAAAGCUCUAAGCAGGCUUAGUGAUUAUUUAAGUAGGUUUGUCCUGGAAAAUGUUUGAUGGAAUAAAAUGUAUGUGAUGAUAAGUGAAGACUGGGGCAGAGUGAAUUUAGAUAAAUGGAAAAUGAUGGAAGACGACUAGACACUUUUAAGGAACACUGUCACACUAUAAAUCCAUUCAAUGGGUUUGCAGCAGAUUUAUAUUUAGUCUAAUUUAGACUUUGAGAAUUUAACCCCUAGUUUUAUAUUUUAACAAAAGAUGUAAAUUAAAAAAUUUAUUAGUCUC
Leopardus geoffroyi (Geoffroy's cat) is the source of this 4014-nucleotide messenger RNA. RefSeq names its product HAUS augmin like complex subunit 6 (gene HAUS6). Lineage: Eukaryota; Metazoa; Chordata; Mammalia; Carnivora; Felidae. Gene Ontology annotation, molecular function: microtubule binding. The transcript has 17 exons. Gene Ontology annotation, biological process: spindle assembly. The coding region runs from base 329 to 3196 and encodes 955 amino acids. Gene Ontology annotation, cellular component: HAUS complex; mitotic spindle microtubule. The record is from RefSeq and is a predicted model, not a curated record.